UGAUCAGGUUCAGCCAUGUGGUACUCUAUAUCUGAGCUGAACAAUUUUAUCUUGGUCUCUUCUCACUAAAGAAUGUUCUUCCAACAUUCAUCAGGCAUCUUUUCAUGUUCUUUGGCAAAGUUUCAUCUCGCAAUUUUACACCAAACAGAAAGCAGGGGGCAUUUUUCUUGGACGUCAUUUGUAGAAGUUGACCUUCACGCUGUGUCGGCUUCACAGAAACUCUUAUUUCUAUUGUUGACUGCUGUGCCAAAUCUGAAGCAGUUUUCACAGCUAGAUUGUGAAAGUAGUUCACUGUCUGUGGAUUCAUUUUAGGAGGAUGGAUGCUGCAGCCAUGAUUAGUGGUACUAUAGCUCUUUCUAUGCAUUCUGAUAAGUCUGAAGCAGCUGCCGUCUGUUUUUUACAGCUAGAUUAUGAAAAUGGUUCACUGUCCGUGGCGUCAUUGUAGGAGGACGACCACUGCAGCCGUGAUUAGUGGUACUACGGCUCCUUCUGUACCUCCUGAUUACUGCUGCAACUGUGUUUCUCUUGAUUUUUAGUUGAUUGUCUUGCAUCUUUGUGAAGUCUCACAAUCUGAUUCUUCUGGCAGUUCUUGUCCAUGUGGAGCCAUGUUGCAGACCUGAUGAUAGAUAUAGCCCGUUGGUCCAAACUGACAAAGUCCUUCUGUUCACAUCUAGUUCAAGGACCAUGUUUACGCAUUUUUAACAACUGGAAAUCACAGGUGUGCUCAGUUAAGUUUCAGUGAUUUUAGGUUUUCUAACCUGUGUGUUAGCGAUCACAGCUGUAUUCACUUUUGUUGCGUCAAGUUUCAACUCUGGAGUCUCCUGAAGUAGUUUUUGGUUGUUUGUUUGUGGAAAUACUCGUCUGUUGAGCUUAGAUAUAAGCUCCAUUUAUCAGAGCCAGAAACUAUAUAAACAGAAAAAAAGCAUCUGAUUUUCAACUUUGUGGAGCUCCUUGAACAAAUUGUUUGACAUUUAACUGGUAUUUCAUAAGAGUGUGCUCACUUCAGUUAUAUAAUUUUUUUUGUUGUAAAACCUUUUUUUUUUUUCUCCUCCACUGACUCAGCCACACUGAAUGACUCUUAGUUAACAAUUCACAGCGGUUUCUACACUCGUACUUUCCUGCAUUGAAUCAUGGGAGCAUUUAUGUCAUGAACAGUAAGACCCUGUGACUCGCAGGCUUGGUCACAUGCGUGACGGCCAUACUGCUGCAAAAGAAAGCUACAACUGAACUCCUUAGAGCUAAGCUAGCUGCUGGAGGCCACGUCAUGCUAUCCCAUACUUUCACGAUGAUUCAGCAGACUUUUCCCUCAGAGACAAACAUGAAAGCUUCUGAAGAUUGUUGUUCACACAUUAAUACAGAUUCACAAUUCAGUAACCACAAUAACCGCGGAAUGAAAUGAAAUAAUCCUUGAAUCAAUCCAGCCAUGGUGGAUUGGGUACGGGGUUUCUAAUUAGACUCGCUGUUAUCGAGGAGAUGUGUUGUCCUGGGGGCUAAACACAAUACUUAAAACAAGGGAAAGAGCAGCUCACAUGAUUGUGCUGUGACUGUCUUCUGAGACGAUGGGCGUGUGAAUAUGAGUUUUUUAUAAUCGAUGAGAAAGCGUUCGGUUCACUGCCUUCAUUGUCCUCCAUGCACAGCUGAUGAGAAGCUCCAGUUUCUGGGCUUGCAUCUGCCUGAGCUUCUCAGGCCCUGGAGGACGAACCUCUGCUGGACGUGGAGAGGAAAAUGGGAAGCUGAAAAUUACUUUUUGCAACUUUUAUUUGUUUAUUUGUUCCUCUUAGAUCAGUUUUACCAAACCUUUCUUGAAAUACGGGCUGUGAAUCAGGUCCCAUCUCUAAAGAAUCAUUGAAGAUCAUCAUUCGAAGACACGACGAAGACCAUCCAAAGAACCCGAAAACACACCUUCAUUCUGGAUUAUCUGACAUUAACACCUUAACAGAUGGGUUCGGGCUUUAGGAAGUUCUGCCUGCAGUGCUGCUGCUGCUGCUGCGUCGGUGAUGAAGACGACGACGACGAGAAGCAGCCUUUAGUACCUCAGGACCCUCUGGAAUAUUUUAACCGUGAGGUCCAGAAGCGUCGGGACGAAGAGACCAACCUGUGGAGCGAACCGGGAGACCCCAGCCACUCGGAGAGGGAGGACGACCGGGCGCUUUACCAGCUGCUGCAGGCCAGAAACAAGACCCGCAUGGGAUCCACGGGUUAUCGUCGUCUGAGCGUCGACAUCGAGGCCAUGAGAGACACACGGCGAGAAGUCCGAGACAAAUGGAAGACCAUCCUGGAGAACUUAGGCUUCAUGGCCGAGGCUGACACCCUGCUGAACGUGUCCGCCGGCGCCUCACACGACCGGAUGCGGAACGCCACGGCAGCACGUUCCAUGCUGCAGACCCUGCACUCGGAGACGUCCCUCUUCAGCAGCAGAGAGCCGCCGCCGGAGAGAUAUCUGUUCAUCCUGGAUCGCCUCCUGUACCUCGAUAUCGCAGAAGACUUCUUGGCGAAGGCGAAGCGUUUCUACCCUCCGAGGGACGACUCGGACGAGGACACGCCGGGCCUGGCCAUCAACCUGCCGCUGCUGCUGGCCCGGGUGGAGGCCAUGAACGGAGGAGGCGAAGAGGACGAGAGCGAGAGAGACGACGGGAACAUGACUGAUUGAUUGUAGCUCCUGCAGCGACACCAGACGGCAGGCAGGAGGCAGCGGUCGCUCUGCCGCCUCCAAGCAUCUGUAGAUGCUCCAAGUUUCUCCUUUUCCUCCCCACAGCUUCAGUCCUUCCUGUUUCCUCUGGUUUCAAAUCCAAAAGGGGUUCAUUGGGUUUCCAGAUUUGCAGAUGUGUUUGUGUUCCUUGUUCAUUGUUUGUCUGCUGCAAACCUCCAGGGUUCAGAUGUUCUCCUGAGCGGGGCCACUCUUUAUUUUCAUCCUGUGAUUAUCAGCCUCAUUUGAUCACACGAUCCGUAGCGAAUAAAUAACAAAGCGUUUGUGUCGUUUUAAAAUCUGCAUUCGGCCUCAAAUUCUUCCAAAAAAAAAGAAACAGUACGUCGAGCCUUUAAACCAUUCGGACAUGUGGCUGAGUUGACUUUUCAGGCGAGCAGAGAUUUUCUGGAAAAUGUGAAAGUUGUGCACGUGUUUGUGGAAGUUUGUGUGUGAAAAUGAAAUAAAGUCCCGGCCUGAAGGGUUUUUUUGUCACGUGUUGCUGCUGCAUGUCAAGAAGUGAUGCUAAAAUUACACAGCUGACAAGGAAUAAAUGAGUGUCUGUGAAGGAAACUUCUGCAGUGUUGAAUUUAAGAUUACUUUGGCACAGGAGCAGGUUUUAUUUAAAAAUGGACUUUAGGGAUGUUCUGGCUCCUUCACGUGGCCCAGCGGAUGUGUUCUCAUGGCUCCGGUCUACUAAUCCUGUUCUGGUGCAGCCUGUCCGGCAGCUCAGCGUCCCUCUGGGAACAGACCGGGUUGCAACAUGGCUGGUGGUGACGGUGUUUUUGGUGAUCAGCUGUUUGUUGUUGUUGUUGUUAUGUAAGAGGGACACUGCACAUGCUAGAACAGCCUGAUGGAGACACAUAAAUAGCUGCAAACACUCGACGCCACUGUGCAGAUAUGAAGAGAAAUGAUGUCCAGGGUUCAGUAGGAAGUUCACUUUCCCUCAGAUUCUCCGAAGUGAUAAUAAAGCACUUUGUUUCCGGCUAA
Molecule: messenger RNA, 3673 nt
Organism: Amphiprion ocellaris (clown anemonefish)
Lineage: Eukaryota; Metazoa; Chordata; Actinopteri; Pomacentridae
Gene: mreg
Product: melanoregulin
Exons: 5
Coding region: 1940-2650 (236 amino acids)
Biological process (GO): melanosome transport
Cellular component (GO): melanosome
Source: RefSeq, a predicted model, not a curated record